AUGAGACGAGGCAUCACCACCCAACAAGCCGUCAACGGCGCCAACGGCGUAAACAGCACGAAAAACAUCAACGCCACCCAUCACCCGCUCACCUGCAACUUCGGCUCCGACAACUGGGCCGGCUGCCACCCGUCCAUCUCCGCGUCCCUGUCCCAGCACGCCGCGGGCUUCGCGACGCCUUACGGGGACUCUGCUUUCGACCACUCCAUCGCCCGGAAAUUCUCAGAAGUGUUUGAGAAAGAAUGUGCGGUUUUUUUCGUCGGCACGGGCACGGCGGGCAACGCGCUGGCGUUGGCUUCGGUGGCGAAACCCGGGGGGAUGGUGUUUGCGCAUAGGGAGGCGCAUACGAUUGUGGAUGAGUGCGGGGCGCCGGAGUUUCUGUCGGGGGGGUUGAGGAUUUCUCCGGUUGGGGGGGAGGAGGGAAAGCUUGGGGUGGAGGGUUUGAGAAAGGAGGUCGAGAGGCCGACGGAGAGCGGGACUGUUUACUCGCUGGAGGAAUUGGAGGGCCUGACGGCGGCGGCGAGGGAGAAGGACUUGCCGGUUCUGAUGGACGGGGCGCGGUUCGCGAAUGCGCUGGUGAGUUUGGGGUGCUCGCCGGCGGAGAUGACGUGGAAGCGCGGGGUGGAUAUUCUGUCGUUUGGCGGCACGAAGAAUGGGUGUUGGUGUGCGGAGGCUGUGGUGUUUUUCAAACCGGAGAUGGCGAGGGAUUUCGUCUGGUUGCGGAAGAGGGCGGGGCAUCUGUUGAGUAAGUCGCGGUUUGUUUCUGCGCAGCUGGAGGCGUAUCUGCAGGAUGGGUUGUGGUUGGAGAUUGCGAGGCAUUCGAAUCGGAUGGCUGGGGCGUUGAGGGAGAUUUUCGAGGGAAAUGCUGAGGGGAGGCUGUUGAGGACGCCGCAGGCGAACGAGGUGUUUGUUAUACUUGGAAAGGCGAAGGCUGCGGAGCUGGAGAAGGAGGGUGUGGUGUUUCUGGAGUGGCCUGCGCCUGCUGGAGCGCAUGUGGGAGAGGAUGAGCAGGUGUGUCGGUUUGUGACGAGUUUUGCGACGACUGAGGGGGAUAUUGAGCGGAUGAUGGUAUUGAUGAAGUGA
Saxophila tyrrhenica is the source of this 1083-nucleotide messenger RNA. RefSeq names its product Threonine aldolase (gene GLY1). Gene Ontology annotation, biological process: amino acid metabolic process. The record is from RefSeq and is a predicted model, not a curated record. The transcript is spliced from 2 exons. Gene Ontology annotation, molecular function: lyase activity. NCBI's taxonomy places the organism in Eukaryota, Fungi, Ascomycota, Dothideomycetes, Mycosphaerellales, Extremaceae. Bases 1 to 1083 code for a protein of 360 amino acids.